Ectocarpus sp. CCAP 1310/34 is the source of this 3649-nucleotide messenger RNA. Lineage: Eukaryota; Phaeophyceae; Ectocarpales; Ectocarpaceae. The record is from the annotation of a GenBank genome assembly.
AUGGGGGAGGGGACGAAAUACCCGGCGAUUAUUCUACGGAGAUCCGGGCCGUGGACGAGAAGGUCGAGGCUGUCGAGGAGGAUAUCCAGGCUGUCGCGCGGGAGAUCGGUUCCGUGGGGAAGAAGAUCGAGGCGGUGGAAGCUGCACUCUCUGGGGGAAUUCCUUAUCUCGGGAUCGCUGACCGCGACCUCCUGNGGAGCGGGGCUGGCUUUAAUCCUUGCACAUGGUAACACACAGCAGUUGAGGCCCGCGAACAGGAGACGUCAAUCUAGCAACUUAGGAUCAGGGCUUAUGUACGGGUGACUUUUGAUUGUGGGAGGAGGAAAGCUCACCGCGUACCGCGAUGGAAUUGAAGGCACGAAUCAAAGAAGUCAUGUCAUGUGGCGCUGAGUGGAGAGGGCCCCGACCGUGUGGCUCUGUCUGUGACCCUGCGCUGGUGUUUCGUUUUCAUCUGGUCAGGAUGUCAGGAUGCUCACCGUCUUGGCUUCAUGUGUUUCGUCGACGAUGACCCCCACUCAAUGCCUGUACCGCACGCAACCUGUCGGCGUCAUUUCUCGUCGAGUUCGCAAAUGAGAACCAUGUGUUGUACGCCGGUUGUUGUUGUGUCACCGAGGAGCUGCGUGUUGUACACCAGCUGUGGUGUUUUUGUUGGCGCGAUUAUGUUUCAGAAGUCAGGAUCAGAGCUUCGUGUCCAUACUCGCUUGCAAUUCGAUCCCGAAGGACCUCUGUUUUCAUUCCCUGGCUACAGUAGCGAGGGUGGCAGCUGGGUUUACUCGUGCCUCUUCCAUCAGUGGUGGUUGUUGGGGAGAAAAGUGUUCGUAGCAUUGCGGAAGGUCGAGGUUUAUUCAAUCGUCUUGCGCAUUCGGUCGGACUACACACUGGUGCGUACGUACUCCAACACCUCUGUGUGUGUGCUCCAUACCCGUGAGCGUGUCCGCAGCAUAUUUUAGUAUUUGUUUUGGCAUAACUAGGUGACGUUUGCUUUGCGGCGCGGUCGUCAAAGACCCAUCCGUUGCAACAAUCCAUGGGACUUGUUCGACGAAAUAUGGGCCCAAUGUCUGCCGCAUUGCCUCCACAGAUGGCGCCGUGUUUUGAUCAUAUGUCGAUUUGUUUCUGCUGCGGUACUGCGGUGUACUCGAAAUCUUGGUCAUUGCUCUGGUUGUCAAGCGUUUACAUGUAAGCUUCAAGAGAGAGAGCAAAAGGUGCAAUCGUUUCACCCCCCCCUUUUCUUGGUGUUUUUCUACUCGUCGUUCAGUGGCCGCAUCAAUUGACGGGACCAUUGAACAAUGAGCCAACCGCUGACCUCUGCGGUCUAUGCCUCGCGUGUCGUCGUUCCUUGUCAUGUGGGCCCACUACACUAUGGUCCGACGCACUUCCUGGAUGACUUGGGCGGCAACUUUACAUGAUGGCCAAACGCAGUCCCUAAAGCUUUAGCGGAUUUCGGCGCCGUGCUCACAAAAGCAGUGGUAGCCGACAACACCCUGGAACUUGCAGAUGGGACGUUUUUCCUGGGUGAGCCUCGGCUGAGAUCAAAGCUGUUCAUCCGUCCUUGUUACAAGGACCUGUCGGAGCUCAUCUUGGAAGGUGUUACCGACGGUACGAUGGACAAAAUUGUAGUGACAGGCACUCCCGGCAUCGGCAAGUCCGAGUUUGGUUUCUAUCUUAUGUACCUGUUGCGCGGUCAAGGAAACACCGUUGUUCUUGAAAGAAAAGACUCCUGGUUCCGCUUUAGUGAUGGAGGGGUAACCGUAGGAGAUUUUUCUUCUUUCAGAAGGGCUGGUUACCUGUACGGUAACAGCACUUGGUAUUUGAGUGACCCGGAAGAUCGGCCUAAGGAGCUUUUGGGUCUUCCAACGGUUGUGUUGCUGUCGCCCAGGAAGAGCAGGGUUAACGAGUUUAUGAAACAACCCGGUUCCCGUCGGUUUUAUAUGCCUCCGUGGUGCUUGGAUGAGUUGUUCAGAUGUCGGCAAGCUGUGUUCCCCCAUGUGCCAGAAACCGACGUGCGGGAACGCUUUAGUAAGGUUGGAGGUGUGGCUAGAGCAGUCUUCGAUGCGGAAAAGCUCAAGCAGGUUUGCCUCAAAAUGCAGGCAGCGGCUUCAAAUAUGGAUCUAAACCUGCUGCAACAGAUUCUGUCGCGAAGUCGUGAUGACGUUGACCAGGUCUCGACCGAUAGGAGUGGUGACGCACUCUUGCAUUUGUUGCCUAUACCUGAAACAGGUUUCGAGGAGUUCAGUGUCGAUUUUGCGAGUGAGUUUGCCCAUAAUGUGACUUUAGGAGAGCUUCCCAAAAAGGAAUUUGCUCCACUUGCAAGCUUUGUCCGGGCUGCUUUCGCAAACGACGAAUUGGGCGACAAGGUUACAGCUGAGCGCGCGGCUGGGUUUGAAACUAUUGCACACAAGACGAUCGGGGGCGCUAGCGAGCAGCAAUGGUUUGACAUGAGAAUCCUGAGCCGUGCAAGUAGCAGCACAAAGUCUGUACUCGAGGGGAAUCGUUUGAGGUUGAGUUUUGUGAAGGAGCAGUCAUUCGAAGGCAACAGUUUUCUCGAUGCGCUUGUCGCUGGGACGUACUAUAGGCCGGGAAGCCCGAAUUUUGCAGCGGCUGAUUCGUUCGGAGUAGACAACGGCAGCAAGACCUUGUGGUUUUUUCAAGUGAAAUCUGCAGGCUUGCCGCCUAAAGAGGGGGAGAAGGCUGUCAAAUGGACGCAUGUAGAAAAGUACUGGAGAAGAGCUAAACUCCACCACGGCGCGCCAAUCAAGAAGAGGUUUGUGUAUGCUUUUGUGGUUCCAGAGGGCAAAGUAUGGAACAAGGCGACCGAGACUUGCGAAGAGGGUGGUGGACGUGGUGAUUGGCUGCGCAACGUAACUGACGGUUUCAAAUCGGCGUGUGAUGUAUGCGUAAUUGAGAUGCCAUUGCAGUUGUAGUAUGUUUUGCGUCGCAGCCUCUCGUACUGGAAAAGCAGAGUUGUGGAGAGUUUCUACACGGCUAGCAAUGGAAAAUGUAACACAGCUUGUCAUGGUACACGGCCACCGGAAUUUCCGAGUUUCAUCAAGAGAGAUUUCUGGCCCGUCGACUUGUGCGGAUGCAAGAGUAGAUCAGGUGGUAUUUCAAGGCCACGGAUUCCCACCACAAGGCAUCAUCAAAUCGGGGUCUGAGGUUUCUUGAGGUUGUUUUCAGUCAACUCCUUACUUUGUUUCUGUCAUGCAUGCUGCAAAACACAGUGGACAAAUGAACGAAUCUGGCAGCUCCCAAGUUUGAACUGUCGCAUUUUGCUCGUCACGUUUUGUUUGGUGUGGUUUUUUAUGAGGGUGGGUCGAAAUCUCAUUUCUUCUGUCAUGUUAGCUUUUUCCUCGCGAGUUCAGCAUAUAGUUGUCGUUUGGUCUAUUCCUUUCGCCUCUUCGCGCCUCUUCCUUGGAUCACCUUUAUUUAAUGGUUGAAAGCAAGCCGACGAAUAUCGUCGGCGUUGCUAGUCUCAAGCUGGCUUUGUUGUCUCGCUCAUUGUUUCAGCCUUGAGAAUGGAAGCAUGGACGGACUCCUCAUGUAUGCAUGCUUCAGGCAGUGGCAUUUCAUUAGCGCGACAAGUGGAAAGUCUGCACUGUACCGAGCCAAAAGAUGUUUGGAAACGGCCUAAUAGUACGCACCAGAAAAUGUU